This is a messenger RNA of Habropoda laboriosa, 1365 nucleotides long. RefSeq lists its product as uncharacterized. Lineage: Eukaryota; Metazoa; Arthropoda; Insecta; Hymenoptera; Apidae. The record is from RefSeq and is a predicted model, not a curated record. Bases 1 to 1365 code for a protein of 454 amino acids. The transcript has 2 exons.
AUGACCUUCUUAACAUUACCUAAAAUAGCUUCGUUAAUUCCAAGCCAACCGAUCGAUCGUUCCACAUUUAAAAUACCACGUAACAUCAAACUAGCAGAUCCGAAUUUUUAUCAUCCAGCACCGAUCGAGGCUCUUCUAGGUGUCGGAACCGCGCUGUCUUUAUUAUGCAUUGGACAGAUCAAUAUUUCUCCUCCGAAUGGCCCCGACCUAUACCUACAAAAAACAAGAUUAGGAUGGGUAAUCGGGGGGAGCACACCAGCCACCAAUCCAACAAGCAGCACGUCUUGCCACACGACCACCGCACUACAAACGGACAUCGCCAAAUUUUGGGAGAUCGAGGAAGGACCACAGGUCCAGCGUCUUUCCAAAUCUGAAGAGGCCUGUGAGACGCAUUUCUGCAAAAACACGAAACGAGAUGCAGAAGGACGAUAUGUCGUGGCACUGCCUUUCAACGGAAGGGAACAACAACUUGGAGAAUCGAAGUCCAGAGCUACCAAAAGAUUCCUCUCAUUAAAACGGAAGCUUCAACAGGAACCAGAGACGAAACAACAGUAUCACGAGGUGAUGCAAGAAUACAUCGAUCUCGGACACAUGUCAAGGGUUGGAACCGAUCAAACAACCAACGGAUUUUAUUUGCCACACCACGGAGUAAAAAAAAAUCACGAGCCAAACGACAAAACUUCGAGUGGAGAUAUCGAGAAGAUGUAUAGACAGAUCAUGGUAUGCCCCGAAGACCGUAAGUACCAACGCGUCCUAUGGCGUGAUCCUAACGGAGAGAUCGCCGCGUACCAACUCAACACCGUCACGUUUGGAUUAUCCGCCGCACCAUUUCUCGCUAUACGUUGCCUCAAGCAACUAGCCGAAGACGAGGGACACCGUUUUCCCCACGCCUCCACAAUAUUAAAAAGGGAUUUUUACGUAGAUGAUGCUCUCACCGGAACCUCAACCAUUGAAGAAGGGCUAGUCUUAAGUAAAAAUCUCACCCGUCUAUUAAAACUCGCAGAUAUGAAAAUUCGUCAAUGGGCGUCGAACGACAGACGAUUACUCCAAGGACUAUCAGAGGAUCACAUUAACAGCAAGCUCCAUCUAGGCGAAUCUUCUACCGUCAAAACACUUGGAAUUUACUGGAAUUCGUCCGACGACAGUAUUGGUUACGCAGUAUCAACCACCGCCGACACAACCCGUAUAACGAAGCGAUCCAUCAGUUCAGAAAUAGCAAAAAUUUACGACCCAUUAGGACUCCUUGGACCAGUCAUCAUCCUCGCAAAGCUGUUGCUUCAACGGAUCUGGACCAUGAAGAUUGACUGGGACGAGUCUCUUCCCAUACUGAGUGGACGAACUACUACACUCAACUGCCGCUCCUGA